Molecule: messenger RNA, 2411 nt
Organism: Aplysia californica (California sea hare)
Lineage: Eukaryota; Metazoa; Mollusca; Gastropoda; Aplysiida; Aplysiidae
Product: stress response protein NST1
Biological process (GO): regulation of transcription by RNA polymerase II
Cellular component (GO): nucleus
Molecular function (GO): DNA-binding transcription factor activity, RNA polymerase II-specific; RNA polymerase II cis-regulatory region sequence-specific DNA binding
Source: RefSeq, a predicted model, not a curated record
UUGUCUUCCUCGGAGUUGGAGAAGAAGGAGAGAAGGAGGGAACAGAACAGACGAGCGGCACAGAGAUGUCGCUCCAAGAAACGCAUGAACCAGUUCAACGUUAUACAGAAUUUUGAACGUGUCCUGGAGCACAACAGGGACCUGAGACGGGAAGUCAUGUCUUUGAGGCGGGAACGAGACACCCUGCAGAAGACUCUUGACAGGCAUAAGCUUCACUGUCCUACUUUUGUAGAAGUUAAAACGGAGCCAAUGGACGAGGCGGAGAACCCGGAGGGCGGCGAUUCCACAUGUACGGCGUCUGCCGCAUGCGCCAGCAACAGACACGGCCACACGCCGGACGCCCAGCACCGAGCUAUAGGUGGAUCUCACUACCACACUCCGUCACAGCCGAGUCCUCUCCUAUUCUCGUCGCCGCCCGCUGGAGCCGAUACCCCAGUUCACGCGAACCGUGCCUUGCGAGAAUAUGAAGACUACCCCCCGUUUGUUCCUCUGCCUGGCAUUGGUAGUCUGAAAAAAGAGUCGCAGCAGUCACCUGUACCAACUCACCAGCAGUUGAGCAUUCAGGUCCCCAAUCCGGGGUCGAGUCUAGGUGGUGUAGCUGGUGUUGACACUUCCGGUAUCCAUCAUCCUGGUCAUCAACACAAUUCUCAACAGCCCCAACAGUCACAGCAACAGCUUCAGCUACAGCAGCACACAGAGAUGGGAGGAUCCCUGCAACACAGCUUGCCAUGGUGCUCCUCGCCGCAACGUCUAGGACAACCAUUGCCACAGCAACAGUUUAGAUCAUGUGUCUAUGAGAACAUGCCCCCUAGCACACGAGCCAUAUCCACCUGUGCUGAAAUUCAGCCUCACCAAUACAACCAACGACAACAGCAUCAUCAACAACAACAGCAACAGCAACAGCAACAUCAUCACCACCAACAACUGAAUUUGCCACCCUCAAUGGCCGCUGACAUCAUGUCGUGUAGCCCAAAUCACGAGUACGGAAGUCCAUCAACCCCUCGCCAUUUACAAACUGCCAUUUCUCCUAAUCCAUUUCCUAGUAUCAAGAACGACAUCGUUGCCAUUUCUCCAAGCAGUACUUCUCAAGUCACGCCGCCAACCACACCCACUCGUAGGAGCCAGUACCCGGGCAUCUGUCGCUUACUGCAGCUCCCGCCUUCCCCCUGCAAUAAGGCGAUUCCUACAUCUUUUGGCGCACCAAGCCCCGCCACUACACCUCAGCAUCUGGGCAACACCUUCAGCUCGGCCUCAACCAGUGCCCACAGUCCCGAGACCACCAGUAGCAGCACGAGCAAUAGCGGUGGUACCGACAGCAGUGUGAUGACAUCAUCUUCAAGCUACAGCGCCGUGCUAUCUCAUUACGAUGUGGGCGAGCACUGUCAGCGUCUCAGCUCCUCCUCUGCUGUCAGUCUAGGUACCCCGGACACGCCCCACUCGGAGGCGGAGAGAUUGCGACUCGGAAGCGAGUCGUCGGACAGUAGUCUGUUCUUGGAAACCUUGUCCGACUCCGCCCGAGAGCAAGACAGUCGCUCUGGUGAGGUGCCGGACAUGGACAGCGAUGACGUCUUCAUACUGAUGACAUCCGUGGCUGACACACCCACUACCUUGGCCGGUCAUGACGCAAACAACAACAGCAGUGCGUAUCUUGACCGCAACAGCAUUGCUGCGACGACUUCUACAACACGAGUGGCCGAACAGCCGGCUGUAGGCCGUCAGGCUGAGAUCACAACACGUCACUCUGACGCCACACGUGUUGUUGCUCAGGAUGAAGCUCUGGUUACCAGUGUACUUAACAACAGUGGCCAUAACGAGACCUCAAAUACAUCGUCACUGGGCAGUGGAAGUAGCAAUCCUUUGCCAGACGACAUCAACAGUCUCCUCAUGGACAUUGCAAAUAACGACCUUUUUUUCAACCAGAGUCCCCCUCCUCCCUUUAACAUGAGAGACUUCAUGAACUACACCCCUGAAGAUUGACAAAAGCCACCGGACACCAACAUGGGAGAACGAGUGUCUGUGGUCAAGCUUUAGUGCUUCAGCUUCAGAACGUAAAAAUUCAGCUCCCAGACUUUUGGAAAUAGCUUUUGUUCCGGGGUUUACAGGUGUGCUUCAUGACUCCUACGAAAUCCAAUUUUUCAAAUGACUCGAUUAUAUAGCCAUUGAACAGAUUUUUAAACAGUCGUUAACGUUGGCUUUGAACUCUAACCCGUAUGUGACUAGUCAACCGGGGUGCGUUCUGUGAAAGUUCGGACUCUUUGUCUAACACACGAAGGACUUGAGUUUGACUUCAAGACAGGUAAUAAUAUUUUGUCAAGCAUACCUGCCUUUAUAUUGCAAUACGUCCCACACAGCUUGUGUUGGCUCUGGUAGAUGAGGAACAACAACAUCAACCAGAACGAGAAUCAGAAAAA